Messenger RNA from Drosophila bipectinata, 2221 nucleotides. RefSeq lists its product as uncharacterized. Gene Ontology annotation, biological process: SCF-dependent proteasomal ubiquitin-dependent protein catabolic process. Gene Ontology annotation, cellular component: SCF ubiquitin ligase complex. Lineage: Eukaryota; Metazoa; Arthropoda; Insecta; Diptera; Drosophilidae. The record is from RefSeq and is a predicted model, not a curated record.
UUGCUGUCUCCCCAUAGCCUGCCAGUCGGUUUUCGAGUCUCAAGCUGUAGAGUCCAAGCGAGCGGAAUAAGUAUGAGCGAAUCGCCUAUAAGUAGCUCUUCCUCGAGUCCAAAAAAGCGCACAAUCAGUGAAAAUAAUCCGGAAGAUUCAGCUGCGCUCUCUUCAAGCUCCCAAAGAGUUCCAUCCAAAGCCUCGUCCAAUAUUUUAGUCCUCAACUACGAUUGCUUAGAAAGAAUAUUCUCACUUCUGAGCUUAGAAGAUCAGUUGAAUUUUUCGCGUUCUAAUCACGAAAUAGAACGCAUCUACACGAACUACGCCCACUGGAAGUACAAACACAUCCCUGAGUACAUCACCAAAAGCCUCGAGGAAUCUGAUCUGGAAUAUCUAGUAGAACAAGUCAACGAGCAUUUAAUUAGCUAUGAGUCACCACUGGAUCCCUCCUCCAAAGACGAGGAGCAUUUGCGGUUACUAGGAAUGCACUGCCCUAUGCUGCAUCGCCUCAAGAUGACUUUCAUGCGAGACCGAUGGGAGGACUUGAACCAAUUGAAGAAUUUAAACACUCUUCAUGCCUUGUUACAGUUUAGUAGCAAUGAUGUCUACGAGAAGUUCUUCUUUAAUCUAUCAGAGAACCUACCGUGCAUGAGAAAGCUAGUCUUGAAAGCUCCCGGCUACAAUGGGAAAGGACUCCACGUGCUGGAGAAACUACAGCAUCUAGAGAUAAAUAAAAAAACCGAAUUAGAUGCCAAAUACCUGACCGAAUGCUGCUUCAAGAUGGAAAACCUGAACUUUCUUAAAAUUGGAACGUUUACCAGAAACCUAAACAACGAAAACUUCUCCACGAUUGUCGCGCACUGCCGGAACUUGGAAACGCUUGGGUUCACCGACAAGAAACAUCUCGAUAAUGCGGCAUACGAAAGGGUUUGUGAGCUGCCCCGACUGAAGCACUUAAUAAUUUUCUUUCCGCGUCGAAGGCCGGGUUUCAUCAAGGGGCUUGUACGUAGGACUGACACUCCUCUAGAGAGCCUUAUUUUGUUUGGAUCGAAUCUGUGUAAGGAGCAGGUAGGGCAUGUCUGUGAUAUUCCUUCCCUCAGAGAACUCUGGGUAGGCAGCGAAGACGAUGAUUUCAGUGUGGAAGGCUUCAUGAAGCUAAAAUCUCUUGAAUACCUACAUCUGCAAAUUCCAUACAUUACUAAUAAUCAUUUGGUGGAACUGCUGCUUGGAUGCCCACGCCUACGGGUCUUGAAUAUGUUUUAUUGCCCGAAUAUUACUUCCGAUUUAAUUUCUUUACUAAACAGUUCAUUGAAGAAGCUUAAGGAAACCAAUCAUGAAAAAAUUUCCAUAUAUUUAGAAGACUCUGGUGUGGAUUGGAAAGAAAACUGCUCCAGCUUUAAAAUUGAUAACAUACACAUCAUAAAUGGCUAUUUAAAAUCUCCUAUUUUAAUAAAAAAAGAGUUCAAUAUUCCAUAAAAAUUAUUCCAACUCCGAUAUCUUUUAAUAUCAGUCAGGAUUACUUCAUAUAUACCUGUAGCCAGCCCAUCUCACAGUGAAUUAUUUAAGAAGUAUGAACAAACAUUAAAUUACGUUACCUCGCAGCUCGGGAGUUACUGGGAGAACAGGAUAGCCCAGCUAUCCCUUAUCCAUUCCUAAAAAUCAUCUCCUUGGUCUCGGCCACGAAGUUGGGAAACUGAUCUCCAAAUAGCUCACUACAAAGUGCCGCAAAAAUAAUAGUCAACUGAGGUGCUAGUGAGACCCUUUCACAAUAGUCCUGCAGGGAUGAGGAGGAGGGAUACUAAAACAGGGAUGGAAAAAUAUUAAGCAAAAAAAAUAGGAUAGGCCCAAUGCAAGUCAAAUUACCCAAAAAAAAAAUUAUUAAAAACUUAGUUAAAUUCUAGGAGGUCCUCUUUAAAAACGUGGAAAAUGCAUGAAGACACAAUAUGUCCCACAAUAUGUUAUCCGAUUCUUGAUCGGAAUACCUUUAACGAUUUGUGAAUAGAUUCUCCUUUAAUCUGCAUCAAUAUCCAAACACAAAAUAUUUUUUAGAUUUUUUGUCAAAUUUGUUGUUGUUGUUGUUAUUGCUAUUAUUGCAUUCAGUUUGGAUUUGCUUUCGUCUGUCAUUUGGCGCUUGCAACAUUUUGCUUUUGCUUUACAGUUUUAAAGUUUUGAAGAUUUUAAGGCUCUGCAGUUGGACAAGUCUUCUCUAGUCUUCUCAAUUCAUUCUCAA